GUGACAGCACCACGCGACACCCAAUGGCGUCACCUCACCGCCUAGCACGCAGCCCCAGCUCGGCCUCCCGCGCGGCCCCGGCCUUCUCGACCGCCAACUUCGUGCGCUCUCUCCGCAAGGCAGCAUCCUUCGGUUACAGGAAGCCCAGCGCCGGCGUCGUCGACGCGGCGGGCACGAUGCGACGACGCAGCGCGGACACUGUGGUGAUGUCCCCGUGCCGGUCGUCACCCGAGCCGGGCUUCGCUGCGAGGGGUGCCUGGGAUCAGCAGACGAGGCGUAGGCGGAGCACCGGGCAGUCGUCGCCUUCCGAGGGCGCCGGCAGAGGGCCGAGCGUGCCGAGGAAGACGCCGGCGACGCCUAAGGAGGACGUGGCGCACCGGGCGCGCGUGCUCACCGCGCGGCUGAUGCAGUGGCGGCUCGCGAACGCCCGGAUGGAGAAGGCCAUGACUCGCGCCACCCACGCCGCCGAGAGCAAGCUGCUGUAUGUGUGGCGGCGGGUGGCCGAGCUGCGCAACAUUCACACGGCGAAGAGAAUCGUGGCGCAGCGGUGGCGGCAAAAGGUGAAGCUGGGCAGGCUCCUGCGCCCGCAGCUGCCCCUCCUCGCCGCAUGGGAGACGCUCGGCGGGCCGCACUCAGACGCUGUGGCGGACCUCGGCCGGGUGCUCUCCGCCGCCUCCACCUCCCUCCCAUUAUCCGACGGCGCCCGAGCCAACCUGGAGCUGUUGCACGAAACCAUGCUUGCUUGCGCGCGCACCGUGGAUGAGAUCAAAGCCAGGGCUGACAUGUUCUAUGCCACGGGUAGUGUCACCAGCAGCUAUGUCGACGAGCUCGCGAGGACAAUGCAGGAGGAGUUGGCAGGGCUCGAGGAGGUCAUGCGGCUGUGCAAGAUUGUCACUAACCUCCAGGUUCAGGAAGUAAGCCUCCGAGCUAAUCUAAUUCAGGCAAAGCAAAAGAUUGACUACUCCUAGUGCUUGAUAUGACCGGGAUCCCCACGUCGCCCUUUUAUCACCAAAGCGGAGUGCCAUCAUGACGGGAGAUAUCAUCACAAAUAGGAGUUAGGACCGGCCGGUCCCGUACUACAAGAUUCAAGUAUGUUUGUCGGAAAUAAAUUAUGUAGAUGAGGAUCAUGAGAGGUGCGGUCCCAUGUGCUAUAUUUCGGUAGAGUUAAGGUUAAUCUAGAACUCUUCUGUGACUUAUCUAUGUAUAUGAUACUGUAAUUUGAGAUGU
Molecule: messenger RNA, 1227 nt
Organism: Triticum aestivum (bread wheat)
Lineage: Eukaryota; Viridiplantae; Streptophyta; Magnoliopsida; Poales; Poaceae
Product: QWRF motif-containing protein 7-like
Exons: 5
Coding region: 24-968 (314 amino acids)
Biological process (GO): spindle assembly
Cellular component (GO): cytoplasm; nuclear microtubule
Molecular function (GO): microtubule binding
Source: RefSeq, a predicted model, not a curated record